Messenger RNA from Ilex paraguariensis (yerba mate), 1449 nucleotides. The record is from the annotation of a GenBank genome assembly. Lineage: Eukaryota; Viridiplantae; Streptophyta; Magnoliopsida; Aquifoliales; Aquifoliaceae.
AUGGAAGGUGGGGGACGAGGAGGUUUUGGGUAUGGAAAUUUACAAACUAACCCCCCUCCGUUUCGACCAAGUCCUCCAUUAUCUGCCAUUGACAGGUUUCUUUGGGAUCAGACUCAACCCCAUUUCUUUCAACAACAAAGUCUGAACGAUCUGCAAAACAAAGAGCCACUUGUUUCAGGAAAUGGGUUUUAUGAUUUUUCUUCUUAUUCUUCUUCCGGUGGUGCCAUGGGUGGCUAUGCAUGUGGGGUAUCAUGGCCGGAUCUUCCAGACACAAGCUUUGUUGAUGGGCUCUUCCUAGAUGAAGACACUCUAAAUUGGAUAGAUCCUAACGUAGGAUUGAAUGAAGAAACUAAAUCUGCGCAGACAAAUUCUGUGGAUAAAGGAAAAAGAGUGAAAGGUGGCUCUUCUACAAAUUUGAUCAAGGGGCAAUGGACAGAGGAAGAAGACAGUAAAUUGAUCAGGUUGGUGAAGCAACAUGGAAUAAAGAAAUGGGCUCAUAUUGCCGAGAAAAUGUUUGGUCGAGCCGGAAAACAGUGUCGUGAAAGAUGGCAUAAUCAUCUCCGCCCUGAUAUCAAGAAAGACAGUUGGAAUGAUGAAGAAGAGAUGCUCUUAGUUGAAGGUCAUGAGAAGUUUGGGAACAGAUGGGCAGAAAUCGCAAAGCACAUACCUGGAAGGAGCGAAAAUUCAAUAAAAAAUCACUGGAAUGCCACAAAGAGAAGGCAGAAUUCGAGAAGGAAGAGCAAGAAACACGAAGGUGAAAUUGUUAAGCCUCACCCAACUAUAUUGCAAGAAUACAUGAAAAGGAACGGCUUGAAUAUUAUCACCACCAGCGACAGCAACACCACCACCAGUACAACCCCCACCAACUCCGCCGUCUCAGAAGGGCCAUCAAGCCAAUUCAGCGUGCUUUUUCCAGAACUGUCCCAAACCACCGAUGAAGACUCUCCAUCUUUAAUGGCUCAGACUUAUGACGAUGAACUGACUUUCAUGAAAGCCCUUUUCGAAAACAAGCCCAAGGAUUCAUUUGUUGAUGAUGGUAAAAUGGUCGGUCGGAUUGAGGCAAAAACAUCUCAAAAUAACUAUGUCAAUGAUUCAGCUGGCUUUAACUAUGUCAACGAUUCGGCUGGCUUCAAUUCCCUUGGGUUCAAAUUCAAUGGAAAUGCUGAAUGUGGGUUCUCCUCUGCUACUCCAGACACCAACAUGUACUUUGCUAAUAACUUCCAGAAAGAAGAAGCUCCAAAGACCCCACUUUAUUCUGACUUUUACCUCUCAUAUCUGCUGGAUGGAGCCACUCUUUUACCAUCCUGUGAACCCAGCUAUGGCAACAUGAAGAUGGACAUGAUGAUGAAUGAGGGUACCUCAGGUGGUAAGAAAAAGAUGGAUGCGGUUCAAAUGUAUUCAUCUUCUCAGUUCUCCCAUGGAAGCACUAGCAACAGCUUCAUGUUCUAA